Molecule: messenger RNA, 918 nt
Organism: Megalops cyprinoides (Indo-Pacific tarpon)
Lineage: Eukaryota; Metazoa; Chordata; Actinopteri; Elopiformes; Megalopidae
Product: protein PIMREG-like
Exons: 4
Coding region: 1-918 (305 amino acids)
Source: RefSeq, a predicted model, not a curated record
AUGUCGUCUUCAAUCGUUCAUGGAGUUGAAUCGGCGGUGAGCUCCGUCUGGAGGACGCACGCUGUCCUCGAUGAGUCCGACGAGCCGGACAGCUCUCCCGAAGCGCCCGAGCGCUUUCGGAAACUUCGCUCGUCCUCGUCGCUCAAUUCCCUGCGUAUGUCCCUGCGGAAACGGCUGCCUCUGAGGUCCGUUCAGUCCAACAUUGAGGAGACCCCGACCUGGGAGUCAUUGGAGCAGAACCAGAAACCAAGCACAGUCCGCCUUCUGACGCGCAGUGCACGCAACUCCAUUGGAAGUGCAUAUCAGAAGCUGCAGAGGAUCCGAGUCCCGCGAGAGGAGUGCCUCGUGGCAACCCCAGGCAAGGCCCCCGUGUGCGACGAGAACAGCUGCCUGGGGGGCGGCCAGGCCGCACGCACCCCUCGCAAACCCGGCGCCCGUUCCGCCACCGUCGUGGCCACGGUCACCCCGAAACGAGCCGCUCAGCGCACCCCGAAGUCGGCGACGAGGAGGACGCCCCGGGGGUGCCGAACCCCGAAGUCCAGUGAGGCGUGCCAGGCGGUGAGGACUGGGAACUCCAGGAGGCAGCUGGUGCGAAUGGCAGCAUUGAGAAGCCCCUUUGCUUCCCCGAACACACUCAGUAACAGGAGACAGUUUGACCUGGACCUGGAGUCUGUGUCCAGCGGCUUGAGGAAGCUGAAGCGUCUCUCCCAAGCUUUCGAUGAUGUCAUCGGCAGAGACGACCGGGUCCAGGCCAUGGACCACUACCGCCAGGUCAUGGUGAGGAAUUACGGGGCGACGCAGAAUAAAUCGUCCCUCAGGGUUACCAGAGCUUCCAUCCGCUGCACGACCAGGAGACUGCGAGAGACUGUGGGCAGCUGGACUGACGUGGCCCUUUCUAACAUCCGCAAGACCAGCUAA